UCCCCUUCUCCUUAAUUUUUUUGCUCAGCCCGUCCCUACUUCUCCCCAGUUUUUGCUCACCCCAGGCGCGCUCGUUUGCUCGCUCGCUUGCUCGAUCUCCCCGCCUGGAAAACGGAAAGGAAACGUCUGCUACGCAGACUUUUGUUCCCCGAAGACAGACACCCUACCCCCUUCCCCCACCUCACUCGCUUCUUAUUGUCCUUAAGAUGAUUUUUCCGGACACCGAAAUUACAUCAAAUGCUCCAUGAAAUUACAAAUCCAAAUAUUGAAAGUUCAGUACAUACAGAGGCACACGAACAGUACAGCACAGCGUUUCCGCUGGUCAAACGAACUUUGAUUUCGUCCCAUUACGUGACGAGUCAAGAAAAGAUCUCUGAUCUCUGACGUGACGUGUACUAUUGUAACCGGGUCGCCAAAAAGGACCGAACCAUAUCAUCGUGUUGUUAGGCUCUUCUGUUUCUAAUUCACCGCUCCAAAUUUUGUCAGCUUUAAAGACGAAUUAACAAUAUUCGACAUGGCAAAGCUUUGCUCGUCAAAAAUGCCUCACAAUCAGGACAGCCUGUGGUCAUCGCUCGUGUGUUUCUCAGCAAUGAUGUGCUGGACUGCUGCAGUAGGGUUCGUGUUUAGCUUUGGUAUCUUCUUUCCGGUUUUCAUGGAUUACUUUAAAGAAGAUCGAGAACGCACAGCUUGGAUCGGUUCCCUUGCCAUUGCACUCGUAUUUUUCACUGGUUCUGUCUCAGGAAUCAUGGUCAGCAAGUUUGGUUGUCGGGCGACAUCUCUUCUUGGAGCCAUUAUCUGCGCGGUGAGUUUGGUCAGCGCAUCAAUGUCCCAAAGUCUUGUGGUUUUAUAUCUUUCCUACAGCAUACCAUUUGGUAUUGGCACCAGUUUCAUUUUCAACGCUGGGCUCGUAAUUGUGAGUAAUUACUUCACGAGGCGACGAUCUCUGGCCCUGGGUUUUGUGUCUGCUGGUCAAGGAUUGGGCGUGCUGGUUCAGGGGCCACUUCUACAGACAUUGAUCGAUCAUUAUGGCUGGAAAACUACCUACAGAAUCAUGGCCGGGGUGAUAUUUGGUGUUUGUUUACUCGGAGUAACUUACGAUCCUAAUGUGAAAUCUGACAUGGAAGUAGAGAACGCUGACCAGUUGUCAUCAAGUGACGAGAAAAGACCGCACCAGCCCCGAGAGAUAAAAAGAUGCAUGUUUUUGGACGUGUCAGUGUGGAAAAUUCCGGCUUUCGUUGCUAUAAACUUGUCUUCCGGUAUUGCGCAAUUUGGGCAUUUUGUUCCACAAAUUCAUCUGAUACGAUUCUGCGAAGACACUGGUAUAACUGCUGACAAAGCCUCCAAGCUCUACAUUUAUUACGGAAUAUCUUCAGCCACCGCACGGGUGAUAUCGGGCCGAAUUUGCGACAUGAGAACAAUAAACCCAAUGUACAUCUAUCAAGGGGUGGAAUUUGUGGUUGGUUUGUCGACAAUUCUCAUCACCCUCGCUGACAGUUACUCUGAUAUGAUUGUGUUUGCUGUGUUUUAUGGAUUUUGCGAUGGAUGUUUCAUAACGACCUUAAACGUUAUUCUUUUGACGAGCGUUGAAGAAGCGAAGAGGCCGGCCUGUCUAGGAUGGAAUAUGCAAGUUGCGUCAAUUUUUAUGGGCAGUGGUCCGCCUAUCGCAGGUAAGAACGUGACGUUACACACAAGUGAUUUUAUGCUAAGUCCUGUUUAGCUCAUGUGGAAGGCGCGGUGGCCUCAUCAAUGUGGUUAGUGCGCUCGACUCCGGAUCGAACGGUCCGGGUUCGAGCCCUGGCAGGGGACAUUGUGUUGUGUCCUUGGGCAAAACACUUUACUCCCAC
This is a messenger RNA of Orbicella faveolata, 1844 nucleotides long. RefSeq lists its product as uncharacterized. NCBI's taxonomy places the organism in Eukaryota, Metazoa, Cnidaria, Anthozoa, Scleractinia, Merulinidae. The record is from RefSeq and is a predicted model, not a curated record.